AUGGCUGAAUCUGCACCCUUGUUGGAGACGAAGAUGGUGACUCCAAGGUCCACUUUUACAUUUGCAAAGGAUACUCCGCACGGGACACGUCCCCAGGCCAUCGCUCAUCGAGGAUAUAAAGCCACAUACCCGGAAAACACAAUGAGCGCAUUCAAAGGAGCAGUAGAUGUAGGCGCACAUGCUAUUGAGACGGAUCUACGUUUGACCAAGGACGGCGUGGUGGUUCUUUCACACGAUGUUACUCUCAAACGCUGUUUUGGAAAAGAUGAACAGCUCGCAGACUGCAAUUGGGACUAUGUCAAGACGUUGCGCACAUUGAAAGAACCGCACGAACAAAUGCCUAGAUUGAAAGAUCUUUUGGAAUAUUUGGCAACUCCGGGUCUUGAAGAUAUUUGGGUAUUGCUUGAUGUCAAGCUAAUCUUGCCGAGUCUGACGGAAGUCCUGAUGGGAAACAAAACCGUUCAAGCAAAGCUUGACAAUUACGCCGAUGAUCUUUUCAGGUCGAUUGCAGCUACAUUAGCAGAUGUUAAGCCAUCAUCGUCGCGCCCGUGGAAUCAACGUGUGUUGGUGGGAUGUUGGGCGGCAAAAUACCUCCCCCUCUGCACAAAAUAUCUACCUGAAUAUCCAAUAAUCCACAUUGGAUUCAACGUAGAUUACGCACGUCAAUUCCUCCAAAUUCCUAGCGUCAACAUCAACAUGUUUCAAACGCUAAUAAUAGGACCACGUGGAAAUGCCUUGCUUCAGGAGGUGAAGAAGCAGAAGCCGGAUCGCUCAAUACUUCUCUGGACAGUGAAUGAAGAAUCGUGGAUGAAAUGGAGUAUCAGGCAAGAAGUCGAUGGCGUAAUUACUGAUGAUCCCAAGAAAUAUCUCGAGGUAUGCAAAAGCUAUGAUAAGCUGGAGAAGCUACGCCACUCUUGGGAGUCUUGGAAGGCUAUUUUCUGGAUGCAUAUGAUGGCUUUGGUAUUCGGUCUGGCUUUCAGAUUGAAACACGGGCUGUGGGUCGAUGUAAAAAAGGUUAGGAAAAAUCAGGAAAGUUGA
Paecilomyces variotii is the source of this 1038-nucleotide messenger RNA. Its product is annotated as putative glycerophosphoryl diester phosphodiesterase. Gene Ontology annotation, biological process: lipid metabolic process. The coding region runs from base 1 to 1038 and encodes 345 amino acids. The record is from RefSeq and is a predicted model, not a curated record. Gene Ontology annotation, molecular function: phosphoric diester hydrolase activity. The transcript has 4 exons. Lineage: Eukaryota; Fungi; Ascomycota; Eurotiomycetes; Eurotiales; Thermoascaceae.